AUGAACAUCCACUUCCCAAAGCUGACCAAGGAGCAAAAGGUAGCUCGUGCCGAGUCUCUUCUUGGUCACUUCAUCGGCAAUGGUAGUAUAUAUCUGCACAAGGUGAUCGGCUACGGCUCCUUCGGCGUCGUCAUCCACGCAUAUGGACCACGCAAUGAGCGCACAGGCCGCUUCAAAGAGUACGCCGUCAAGUGCAUGUGCAAGCUGAUGUCUAUCAAGGAGCAUAUACUCGCCGCAGACGAGAUCCGGUAUCAUAAGGAAAUAUCCGGCCAUCCGAAUAUCCUUCCCUAUAUCGAGAUCUUGCAAGACGACCUCUGGUUCUAUCUCGUCCUCGAGUACUGUCCAGGCGGCGACUUAUUCAAGGAGAUCGUGUGCAAGCGUACGUACUACGGUGACGACGCUCUCACCAAAAAGGUAUUUGUGCAGAUCUUGAACGCAGUCGAAUAUUGCCACUCCAAGUCUGUAUACCAUCGCGAUCUCAAACCGGAGAACUGUCUAGUCAAGGACAAUGGCAGGACGGUGCUGUUGAUGGACUUCGGGCUAGCCACGAACAAGAAGCGGUGCCACGAAUGGGGUUGUGGAAGUCGCUUCUACAUGGCUCCCGAGGUAUAUGGAGUCAACCGAGAGCCAUACUGCGCCGCCGCUGCCGACGUCUGGGCGCUUGGCGUCAUCCUCGUCAAUCUCGUCACCGGCCGCAACCCUUGGCACAAAGCGGUGGAAGGAGACAGCGUAUACGACAACUUCUGCCGCGACCCGAACGCGCUCCAGAACAUCCUUCCCAUCUCUCCGGAGCUCAACCAUCUUCUGCGCCGCAUCUUCGUCGAGCCGAAGCUGCGACCGUCUAUCCCCGAGAUACGCAAAGACGUCCUCAAGAUCGACCGUUUC
Molecule: messenger RNA, 885 nt
Organism: Dacryopinax primogenitus
Lineage: Eukaryota; Fungi; Basidiomycota; Dacrymycetes; Dacrymycetales; Dacrymycetaceae
Exons: 2
Biological process (GO): protein phosphorylation; intracellular signal transduction
Molecular function (GO): protein serine/threonine kinase activity; ATP binding
Source: RefSeq, a predicted model, not a curated record